UGUUCCUGCAAUUUCUUUUGCUCCUCAGAGGGUUGAGCACCUGGUCCGCCGAACAUAAUUUAUAUACAAUAAGUGGUGUUGUCGGUCCGAGCAGCAAACUUGGCUUCAUAAACUAAAAUUUUCUCGGUGCACGUCACGUGGUGCGACUUUGCGGCAGGUUUUGCGAGGUAGAGACCUGCAAUGUGAAGAUGGACUACUGUAGGUUGGUAGCAGGGUUUAGAUAACUUCAAAAUGACUUCGAUAAAACCGUUUAAGAUGGAGGAUUUAUAUGAGUUGAAUAGUGUGAACCUUGAUCCGUUCACUGAAAAUUUCAAUCUUCUGUUCUAUCUUCAGUACCUCUGUGAUUGGCCCACGCUAUUCUUCAAGUCUGUAGAAGACACGGGGAAUGCUAAGAGAGAGAUAAGCGGGUAUAUGAUGGGAAAAACGGAAGGCCAACUAGUUAUGAAAGAGUGGCAUACUCAUAUCACAGCAGUAACGAUUGGCCGCAAUUUUCGACGUAUAAAAUUAGCCUCGGACUUGUGCACGCAUCUCGAACAGAUCACGGCGAUCGCACCCCACGAAGCAUUGUUCGUAGACCUCUUUGUGAAAGUCACAAACACCGUUGCCCGACAGCUAUACGAAAAAUUGGGAUAUCUGGUUUACCGGCGGGUCAUUGGAUACUACGGGGACAAGUACCCCACUGACCGGGAUCAUGUAAACGAUGAUGUCGAUGCCUUCGACAUGCGAAAAGCUCUUCCCCGAGACGUGAAGAGAGAAACAGUGAGAGAAAAUGGGGAGAAAUUUAACGUUUUUCCUCACGAGGUCACAUUUUAAAUCAUGCACCAGACAUAGGAUUCGAAAUAAAGCGAUCUACAAUGCGAGAUGUACAUGCGCCAAUCAUGGGAGAAGACUGCUGCUUUAUGAUAUCAGUCUGGAUCAUUGGGUUCGUUGGUUGGUCAGUUCGGCCCAUGAAAGCCGUUGGCCCCAUAAGUUUUCAAAUUUGGCCAAAUCUGAUUGUGAGUAAUUUUUCAAAU
Metschnikowia bicuspidata var. bicuspidata NRRL YB-4993 is the source of this 1013-nucleotide messenger RNA. Its product is annotated as peptide alpha-N-acetyltransferase complex B subunit. The transcript has a single exon. Gene Ontology annotation, molecular function: protein-N-terminal amino-acid acetyltransferase activity. NCBI's taxonomy places the organism in Eukaryota, Fungi, Ascomycota, Pichiomycetes, Serinales, Metschnikowiaceae. Gene Ontology annotation, biological process: N-terminal peptidyl-methionine acetylation. Bases 232 to 813 code for a protein of 193 amino acids. The record is from RefSeq and is a predicted model, not a curated record. Gene Ontology annotation, cellular component: NatB complex.